Molecule: messenger RNA, 4294 nt
Organism: Egretta garzetta (little egret)
Lineage: Eukaryota; Metazoa; Chordata; Aves; Pelecaniformes; Ardeidae
Gene: PFKFB2
Product: 6-phosphofructo-2-kinase/fructose-2,6-biphosphatase 2
Exons: 16
Coding region: 79-1611 (510 amino acids)
Biological process (GO): fructose metabolic process; fructose 2,6-bisphosphate metabolic process
Cellular component (GO): cytosol
Molecular function (GO): 6-phosphofructo-2-kinase activity; fructose-2,6-bisphosphate 2-phosphatase activity; ATP binding
Source: RefSeq, a predicted model, not a curated record
GAGAUAACGUGGCCGUUUGGUUCAGAGCAUCUUUCUUACGUCCUUGACAGCUCCUGCUUUUUGGCAUGGGCUUCCUACAUGACCAACUCCCCGACCCUGAUCGUGAUGAUCGGUCUCCCUGCGCGCGGCAAGACCUACGUGUCAAAGAAGCUCACCCGCUACCUCAACUGGAUCGGGGUGCCCACCAAAGUGUUUAAUUUAGGAGUGUAUCGCCGGGAAGCGGUGAAGUCUUACAAGUCCUAUGACUUCUUCAGGCACGAUAACAAAGAAGCCAUGGAAAUCCGCAAACGAUGUGCCUUGGUGGCUCUGGAAGACGUGAAGGCUUAUCUCUUGGAGGAGUGCGGGCAAAUAGCUGUGUUUGAUGCGACCAACACAACUCGAGAAAGACGGGACCUGAUCUUAAAUUUUGCUAAAGAAAAUGCUUUCAAGGUGUUUUUUGUGGAGUCCGUCUGUGAUGAUCCAGAAGUCAUUGCUGCCAAUAUCCUGGAGGUGAAAGUUUCCAGCCCUGACUACCCGGAGAGAAACAGGGAGAACGUGAUGGAUGAUUUCCUGAAGAGGAUUGAGUGCUACAAGGUCACUUACCAGCCUCUUGAUCCCGAUGCGUAUGACAAAGAUCUUUCCUUCAUUAAAGUGAUCAAUGUGGGACAGCGGUUCCUAGUAAACAGAGUCCAAGAUUACAUCCAGAGUAAAAUCGUCUAUUACCUAAUGAACAUUCAUGUCCAGCCGCGUACCAUCUACCUUUGCCGACAUGGUGAGAGUGAAUAUAAUCUUGUUGGCAAGAUUGGUGGGGAUUCUGGUCUGUCGCCACGCGGGAAGCAGUUUGCUCAGGCGCUGAAGAAGUUCAUCGAAGCGCAGGAAAUCGUUGAUCUGAAGGUGUGGACGAGCCAGCUGAAAAGGACGAUCCAGACGGCCGAGUCCCUGGGGGUCACAUACGAGCAGUGGAAGAUUCUCAAUGAGAUCGAUGCUGGGGUGUGUGAAGAAAUGACCUACGCAGAAAUUGAAGCCAAGUAUCCAGAUGAGUUUGCCUUGAGGGAUCAAGAGAAAUAUCUUUAUCGCUAUCCUGGAGGCGAGUCCUACCAGGACUUGGUCCAGCGCCUGGAGCCCGUAAUUAUGGAGCUAGAACGGCAAGGCAACGUCCUCGUUAUCUCCCACCAGGCGGUUAUGAGGUGCCUGUUGGCUUAUUUUCUUGACAAGAGUGCAGACGAGCUGCCCUACCUGCGCUGCCCCCUCCACACCAUCCUCAAGCUCACGCCUGUUGCGUACGGUUGUAAAGUGGAGACGAUUACCCUGAACGUGGAAGCAGUGAACACCCACCGCGACAAACCCUCUCUGAACUCGAACAACCUUCCCGCCAGCCAAACCCCUGUAAGGAUGAGAAGAAACAGCUUUACGCCGCGGGCCAGCGCGGACACGGUAAAGCGCCCGCGACAUUACAGCGUUGGGAGCAAGCCUCUCGACCUGCUGGGGCCUUUCCCAUCCUUGGAAGCUCGAGAUGGGGCCGACCGGCUGCAGCUGCGAGUCGGUGUCCAGCCUCAAGGGGGAAAUGCUUGCCUGGAGCCAACAGCCAGCAUCACCCACGAGACCUUGGCUUCCCUGCCGGCCUCCGAGUAAGGGGCUCGGAUGAAACCUUGGCUGCCGCCCCAUGCAGAACGGCCGGAGCUGCUCUCGCUUCACCGUGCUCCUGCCACCCCCGAGGCCCGUCCCCGUGCCCCUGCUCUGCUGGUGGCUGUGGCAGAGCCGGCUGCAGCCCCUCGCUUGGCUCAUCGGGUGUUUCGCCUCCUGCAGUACAUGCAACGCUGAUGUGUAUUUGCCCUGUAGAAGUUUUUUUGCAAUUUAGGUGCUCUGUCUGGGGACCCGGCUGUGUUGCUCAGCAGGUCCCUGCCUGGGGCUGUGGGACGGCUCUCGGCAGCGUGUGGCUCCUGCAGCGCCUGUGCUGCAUCCUCCACGCGGUGCCAUGCUCGUCCCCAUGCGCCAGGGUGACCCUCAGCACCCAGCUGCUUCCACCCGCUUUUGGGAGCUCGGUGGUCUCCCUCCCCCUGCAGGAGCUGUUCCAGGGAGCACCCAAGGGUGGCAGUGCCUAAGGGUGGGCUCGGGUGGCAUGAGCUGUGUCCUUGGAGGCUUUGGGUCGCUGCACGUGGGCUGCCAGGGGUCGUUGCUGACCUGCUCUUGCUCUCAGCAAAGCUCCGCUCCUUCCUUGCCACUGCCCUGGGGCUUUGGGCAAAUCCUCUCACUCCUGGUGCUCUGGUGUCCAAGGGAGAGCUGGGUUUCGUGCAAAGAAGGUAAAGCGGCCACUGCCUCAGUUUGCAGACAUCAAGUGCUAAGAGUGGGUUCAGGUUUGGCUGGGGAGCUGGCUCCCGCUCCGCUGCAGCAGGGUGGUCCUAGAAUCACAGAGUUGUCCAGGUUGGAAAAGCCCGUUAAGAUGGUCAAGUCCAACCAUUCCCCUAACCCUGCCAUCCCACUGGUCCCCGCAGCGAUGGGGCGCAGGUCUCGCUGCCGUAGGAUGCGGCGCGUCUCUUCCCGGUGAGGAAGGCACAGCUCCUGCCCCUGGCCAGGUAGUGUCCCUCCAGGCCUGGGAAACUCCUGCUUGAAUGUAUUUAACAAUUUGGAUGUGCAGCCUUUUUCUUUCAUUGCACUUUGUCCUUGAAAUGAAGCUCUUCCAACAAUAUUCUCCAAUUUCAUAGGAUACAAAGAGAUGGGAUGGAUCCUGAAGUUUCAUGCCCCUGUCCCCUAUUCUCUAGUUUGUGAUAGUGUUUUUAACAGCGCCGCGCAGUGCUCUCGCUGUCCGAGCAGCGUGGCUCUCCUGCCAAAGCUGCAGAAGCGCACAAAGCCUCGGGCUCGGAUCUUGCUGUAGUGCAUCUCCCACGGUGGGAUGGCCGGCUUGGGAAUGGUCCGGCCAGGAGCAAUGCAACAAGGGCAUGUCUCUCCUAAAGUUGCCCAUCUCCGUGGGUUUCAGAGGCCUUAAUGUCGAGGAUGAGGGGAAAAGGAAACGGAACCUGAGCUGGGGGAGCUUGUGAUAAAUCCAAUAAAUCAUUGUUCCUAUAUUGAGCAAUAUUAAUUAUCAAAUAUUAAUUAUCAAAUCAGAGGAAAAUUAUCCACAGGCUAAAAAUCAAAGCUCUGCCCCUUUGGAUUUGCCUUCGCUCUGAGCUGUAAGGAGCCGUGUGUUUAGAAAAUGAAUGUAUUUGCCUGCUUUUCAAAAUUCCUUUUCUAACAUUGUGCUUCAGGUAUUUCUUUUUCCCCUGUAUUUGAAUGAAUAGCACAGACUUCUGGGAGGGUUUGCAGAUAAAUGCAGGGAACUUGGUCCAAUUCCCUCAAUUCCAGUACACACCAUCUUCCUUCUUAGUGCUGGUGUUAUGCUUGACAUGGUAGCAUGUGAGCAGCUAUCGUGGAUUACCUCUGGCUGGUGAUGGUUACUUUUCAAGUGUCGCUUUUGGGAAAGCUGUUGAGAUUUAUUUAAUUUUUUUUUAAAUUACAAAUGGAAAAUGCGUAGGAUUGGAUUUCCAGAGCGUUGGAUUUUAAGUGGUGAUGCCUACUGUUAAUUGUCAGCAAGCUGGCUCAAUAGCUCCGCCACUUUUUAUUGCAAAGCCGCGCCGGUUAGGUAACGACAAAUGGCACACGGUGAUUUACGCAUCGGUUUGCAGUCUCCGAAAGCGCCGCAGCUGAGCGGAGCGGGCACGGAACAGUGCGGCUCGGAGCCCUUCCGAGCGUUCUCUGUGCUCCGAGGCAUUGCAUGAACAGCAGCUGUAGGAAAUCCUGGCUGUCAGGUUUUAAACCCUGUGCUUGCGCAUUUGUAAAUAAUAAUAAAUAAAUUCACCUGCACUGACCUGAGCGUGUUCCCGUCAUCUGUCGGACCCUCGGUGAGGCAACGGAAGGAGUUUUAUCAAAACUAUAAGUAUUUAUUGUGUUUAAUAUGCAAAAUGAUUGCUGUAACGUCUCUUACAUUUGUCCUGGAAGUGUACUUUCCUAUGGAGGAGAUAAAUAAAAGCGACUCACCCUGAGUAUCCAGCCUACUUCGUUAUUGCCUGCCAUCCUCUGGGAUUUUCCAGUAGAGCUGAGCUUGCGUGGCCGAGGGCUGAGACUGGGAAACCCUUGGCGCGGAGCUUUGCGGGAGGGUACAGGACGAUGCAAAAUGGGAAGCGGCUCGUUACCUGCUCGGGGAGGGGUAAAUAAGUAAAUCCUCAGAUGGCUGCUGUCACACAGACCGACUCUGCGGAGCUGGUUGUACCCUGCUGCGAGGCAUCUGUCCGUCCGUCCCCCAGCAUCAAGCUGAGCUCUGCCAUCCCCUGCUUUACCAUCU